Molecule: messenger RNA, 530 nt
Organism: Prorocentrum cordatum
Lineage: Eukaryota; Dinophyceae; Prorocentrales; Prorocentraceae
Source: the annotation of a GenBank genome assembly
GGGACACGUGCCGUUUCCAUCAAGUUCCGUGGCGCCGAUCCUCACCCCGAGGAGGUAGGCUGGUGGCAGUGGGCAACCCUGGCCUACUGGGAAUGGGGGAGGGAGUCUGACGACGCUGGCCAGGGCCAGCGGACGGGCGACACGCGCGGGCCCCGCGGGGGCUGCCAGGUACACCACGGGCGAGGUGGUGUCCUACUGGUCGUCCUCCCACGGAGCCUGGCUCCCGGCCCGGGUGGUCUCGCAGAGCUCGCCCGGCGUCUACGUCGUCGACAAGCAGCUGCGGGGCUGCCUGUCCAAGAUCCGCGCCGCCGACCUCCUCUCCGAGGCCGAGGUGCGGCGGGACCCGCGCCUGAGGGCCUUCGACCUCCUGGAGGCCGCCGAGGCCGGCCCCAGCGGCGCGCCGCCGCGGCUGCCGCAGGCGGCCACCCUGCCCCGGCCGCGCAGCGCCGCCAGCGCGGGCGCCAGCCCGCGGACCCCGGGCCGCGUCGUGCGCGACGACUUCAGCGACGACUCGGACUCCGAGGGCGGGG